Molecule: messenger RNA, 3493 nt
Organism: Globicephala melas (long-finned pilot whale)
Lineage: Eukaryota; Metazoa; Chordata; Mammalia; Artiodactyla; Delphinidae
Gene: PSMD4
Product: proteasome 26S subunit ubiquitin receptor, non-ATPase 4
Biological process (GO): proteasome-mediated ubiquitin-dependent protein catabolic process
Cellular component (GO): nucleus; proteasome regulatory particle, base subcomplex; cytosol
Molecular function (GO): polyubiquitin modification-dependent protein binding
Source: RefSeq, a predicted model, not a curated record
GGAGGAGUUGUUGUUAGGUGGUCCAGGAGAACCGGUCGGGGAGGCAGGAAGGCGGCAAGAUGGUGUUGGAAAGCACUAUGGUCUGUGUGGACAACAGCGAGUAUAUGCGGAACGGGGACUUCCUACCCACCCGGCUACAGGCCCAGCAGGAUGCCGUCAACAUAGUCUGUCACUCCAAGACCCGUAGCAACCCUGAGAACAACGUGGGCCUCAUCACACUGGCCAAUGACUGUGAAGUGCUGACCACACUCACCCCUGACACCGGCCGCAUCCUGUCUAAGCUCCACACUGUCCAACCCAAAGGCAAGAUCACCUUCUGCACUGGCAUCCGCGUGGCCCAUCUGGCCCUGAAGCACCGACAGGGCAAGAAUCACAAGAUGCGAAUCAUUGCCUUUGUGGGAAGCCCCGUGGAGGACAAUGAGAAGGAUCUGGUGAAACUGGCUAAACGCCUCAAGAAGGAGAAAGUAAAUGUUGACAUUAUCAAUUUUGGGGAAGAGGAGGUGAACACAGAAAAGCUGACCGCCUUUGUAAACACGCUGAAUGGCAAAGAUGGAACCGGUUCUCAUCUGGUGACAGUGCCUCCUGGGCCCAGCUUGGCUGAUGCCCUCAUCAGUUCUCCAAUUCUGGCUGGGGAAGGCGGUGCCAUGCUGGGUCUUGGUGCCAGUGACUUUGAAUUUGGAGUGGAUCCCAGUGCUGAUCCUGAGCUGGCCUUGGCCCUUCGUGUUUCUAUGGAAGAGCAGCGGCAGCGGCAGGAGGAGGAGGCGCGGCGGGCAGCUGCCGCCUCUGCCGCUGAGGCCGGAAUUGCUACGACUGGGACUGAAGGUGAAAGAGACUCGGACGAUGCCCUGCUGAAGAUGACCAUCAGCCAGCAGGAGUUUGGCCGCACGGGGCUCCCCGACCUAAGUAGUAUGACCGAGGAAGAGCAGAUUGCAUAUGCCAUGCAGAUGUCCCUCCAGGGCGCAGAAUUUGGCCAGGCAGAAUCAGCUGACAUUGAUGCCAGUUCAGCCAUGGACACAUCUGAGCCUGCCAAGGAGGAGGAUGAUUAUGAUGUGAUGCAGGACCCCGAGUUCCUUCAGAGUGUCCUGGAGAACCUUCCAGGUGUGGAUCCCAACAAUGAGGCCAUUCGAAAUGCCAUGGGCUCCCUGGCUUCCCAGGCCACCAAGGAUGGCAAGAAGGACAAGAAGGAGGAGGACAAGAAGUGAGACUGGAGGGAAAAGGGAGCUGAGCCUGUGCAGGGGGCUGAGUAGGGUGGGGUGGGAUAUAGAGUUAGAUGCGUUGUCUGUGACCACUGCAACCUAAAUAAAGCUUGGCAACUUUUUUUCUUUUUUGCUUCAAACAGCGGUAGCUUUGAGUGUGACCAUUCCCCUUCCACCCAUCUCCACCCCUGACAAUCCUUCCUUAGGAAAAGCUUUGCUGAGAGCCACCUGUGCUAGGCACUGGGGCCACAGAGGGGAACAGAAAACAGUACUGGCCUCUGGCCUUUUUUGCUGUAUCACCUGUUAUCUCUCCAGCUCCUUCCCCAUGUGUAUAAACCGGAAGGGCCAGCCUGUAAAUGAGCAGUACCUGCGUCUAAUAAGUGUCCAAAGAGAGGCCUGAACAGGCACUGUGGAAAUGCUGAGGAGAGAGCGCCAAACCCUUGCAGCCUCUGGGAAGGCUCCUGGAGGCAAUGUUUGAGCCCUCAUCAGCCAGCGAGCAAGAGAUAGGGAUGCUUCCAGUCCGCAGGAACAGCGUGUGCUGAUGGCGCGGAGGCACUUUGUCACUCAAAGACCGGUUGGGUGAGUGACAGGAGAUGGAGGUGGAAAAGUCGGCAACAGUCAGAACACCAAAGGUCAGGGAUCUCUGAGGCCGGACUUUCGCAAGGUGGGGUCUGUGAAGGAGAAACAUGAUGUGUCUCCUUGGAGCACCAAAUUUAGAGGAAGGUUUUUUUGUGGGGCAUGGACUAGAAUGCACAAUUCACAUAAUCUCCCCCUUUGUUUAUUAUAUUUGAAGAGGUAAAUAAUAUUUUACACAUAAAAUACUUAACCUAUAUAUAAAUUGUGACGUGUAAGAAAACUGACAUAUCUGAAACCACUCAAUGUAAGAGCUGGAAUAUUCCUAACACCUUGUCACAUACCUAUGCCUUUUUUUUUUUAAAACAUCUUUAUUGGAGUAUAAUUGCUUUACAAUAGUGUGUUAGUUUCUGCUUUAUAACAGAGUGAGUCAGUUAUACAUAUACAUGUGUCCCCAUAUCUCUUCCCUCACCUAUGCCUUCUUGAACCCACCUCUUUACAGCCUCCUCAGACAUAACUUAUCUUGAAUUUCACAUUUAUUAUUUUUUCCCCUUCACAGUUUUCUCACAUACAUAAAGAUUUCUGACGAGAAUGUUUAGUUUUGUAUGUAUUUGAGCUUUAUAAAAAAUAGUUUUAGGGAAUUCUCUGGUGGUCCAGUGGUUAGGACUUGGCGCUUCCACAGCUGGGGCCCCAGGUUCAAUCCCUCAUCGGGGAACUGAGAUCCCACAAGCUGAGUGGCAUGGCCAAAAAAAAUUAAAAAAUAGUUUUAUACUGUGAGACUUCCAGGACUCACUUUUUUUUUUUUUUUCUUUCUUGUGGUACGCGGGCCUCUCACUGUUGUGGCCUCUCCCGUUGUGGAGCACAGGCUCCGGACGCGCAGGCUCAGCGGCCAUGGCUCAUGGGCCCAACCGCUCCGCAGCAUGUGGGAUCUUCCCGGACCGGGGCACAAACCUGUGUCCCCUGCAUCAGCAGGCGGACUCUCAACCACUGCGCCACUAGGGAAGCCCCCAGGACUCACUUUUUAAACAAAUGUUUUGUUUCUGAGGUUCAUCAGAGUUGCUGCACAUAGCUGCUGCUUGUUCAUAUUUCAUGGUUGUAUAUAAUAUCAUGUGAAUAGUCUACAAUCUCUCCAUUUUCCUGUGGAUGGAUCUGGCAUUGCUUCCAGUUAUUUUUCUGUUACCAACAGGAUCACAAUGGAAUUUUUCGUACACCUCUCUGGAUGCACCUGUACAGGAGUUUCUUUAGGAUACUUUACAGGAUAAUGCUGAAUUGUUUUUCAAAGUGGUUGUAUGAAUUUGCACUCCUUCCUGCAGUGUAAGAGUUCCUAUUGACCACAUCCUUUUCAGCCCUAGGGAUCAUUAAAAGUUCUUAAUUUCGUCCAAACUGGUGAGGAUAAAAUGAUAACUCAUGGUCUCUUUUUUUUUUUUUUUUUUUAUAUUUGGCUGUGUUGGGUCUUUGUUGCUGCACGCGGGCUUUCUCUAGUUGCGGCGAGUGGUGGCUACUCUUCGUUGCGGUUCACGGGCUUCUCAUUGCAGUGGCUUCUCUUGUUGCGGAGCACGGGCUCUAGGCGCGCAGGCUCAGUAGUUGUGGCUCAUGGGCUUAGUUGCUCCACGGCAUGUGAGAUCUUCCUGGACCAGGGCUCGAACCUGUGUCCUGUGCAUUGGCAGGUGGAUUCUUACCACUGCGCCACCAGGGAAGCCCUCUUUUCACUUUUUUUUUUUUUU